Molecule: messenger RNA, 4724 nt
Organism: Manduca sexta (tobacco hornworm)
Lineage: Eukaryota; Metazoa; Arthropoda; Insecta; Lepidoptera; Sphingidae
Product: LARGE xylosyl- and glucuronyltransferase 2-like
Exons: 12
Coding region: 243-2417 (724 amino acids)
Biological process (GO): protein O-linked glycosylation via mannose
Molecular function (GO): xylosyltransferase activity; glucuronosyltransferase activity
Source: RefSeq, a predicted model, not a curated record
UGUCAGUUGUCACUUUGUUAGGCUUUGUAGGAGGUGUUUAUUAAAUUUCGAGUAGACACAAUACAUAAAAAAAUAAUGUAAAUAACAGAUUAGUUUAGUAAAUGCAAAUAUAUAACGCUCGCAAAGCAAAUAGAAAACAUGCGGCAUCAAAGUUAAAGGUUGACAAGGUCAACAAACUAGUUAAUUAAAUAGGAUAACCAUGGAAUUGUAGUUUCAAUAAUAUUUUAAACCAUGUACAAAGAAUGAAAAUGAAUUUGAGAUCUAGAAAUGUGCUGUCCUGUUUAUUUCUUCGACCCUGGCUAGGCGUUCCUUUCGGGAUAUGGAUAGCAAUAUCAGUGGCAUACUAUUGGUGGUUAAUAUCACGUAUAAGUGUUCUGGAAACACAGAAUAAAGUAUUCAAAACGCAGUUGCGGUUGUCUCAAAGUGCUAUGAGACAAAUGACUGUUGAUUCCGUGACAACUUACGAAGUUCCUGUUAUACCAGACACAAUAGGCACACUAUGUGAAACAAUACACAUAGCACUUGUGUGCAUGGGUAAAUGCACUCGCCUGAUCACUCCCAUGCUGAAGUCCAUGCUCCAUCAUCGUCAAAACCCUCUUCACUUCCAUAUGAUAGUGGAUGUGGGAUCGCAACAUACAAUUACAAAGUUGUUUGACACUUGGGACUUGCCAGAUGUUAAGUACACAUGCUAUAAUGCUCAAAAUCGCCUGUCGCAAGUGAGAUGGAUACCGAACAGUCAUUAUUCUGGUGUAUAUGCUUUAGUGAAAUUAUUGUUUCCUGACAUACUGCCAUACACACUGACCCAAGUCAUAGUUUUGGACUCUGACUUGACGUUUUUGAGUGACGUCGCAGAAUUGUGGGGGAUGUUUAGAAACAUGAGCGAUGAUCAGGUCUUAGGUUUAGUGGAGAACGAAAGUAAUUGGUACUACGAUACCGCGAAACGCUGGCCAGCACUCGGCAGAGGGUAUAACACUGGAGUAAUGUUGUUAGACCUCAAUAAAAUAAGAAAUAACAAUGACUGGACGACCCUCUGGCAUGAUGCUGUCUACGAGAAUAUAGAUAGACUGAAACAAACCACACUGGCUGAUCAGGACAUAAUAAAUGCGAUAAUAAAGAAAAAUCCACGUUUGGUUUACAAUAUAAGCUGUCAGUACAAUGUACAGAUGUCCACUAAAACUUUAGCGAAGAACUGUUAUGGUGAAGAUAAGAAUAAUGUAAAGAUACUGCAUUGGAACUCUCCAUCCAAAUACAACAUAAGGACGCGUGACGCAGAUUAUUUUAGAAACAUUCACCAAGCCUAUGUGAACUUUGACGGCAAUCUAUUAAGGGAGAAAUUGCAUAGAUGUUCCCAAACAGAAGUUGUCAUUUAUAAGAUGAAUCAUUCAGACUUAUGUCUAAGUUUCCGCGCGGCUCAGCGUGUGAAGUUACGCACACAUUUGUACUACAUGGACUAUAGUUAUACGGACAUAGACGAUUUCGACGUCACGCUAGUUUUACAAUUGUCUAUGGAUCGUCUUCAGUUUUUGGAGAGACUUGUUAAACAUUGGGAAGGUCCAAUGAGUGCUGCCAUAUAUUUAUCCGAUUGUGAAGUGAGUAAAUUAGAGACUUUCAUUAGAGACUGGUCGGACACGCUGAGCGCGAGGAAAAAUGUUGCCUACCAUCUUGUCUUCAAACAUGAUUCCGUACACUACCCAGUGAACUACCUCCGUAACGUGGCGUUAGAGAAUGUGAACACGCCGUACGUUUUUCUAAUGGACGUAGAUUUUGUACCUAUGGCAGGUCUGUACGAACACUUACGGUCCGCCAUUAAGGUCAUCAACCCUUACCCACAAAAACAGUGCCUGGUGGUGGCGGCGUUCGAGACGCAGCGGUACCGCGCGUCGGUGCCGCGCAGCAAGGCGGCGCUGCUGGCGCGCCUCGCCGCCUCGCCCGCCGACGUGGCGCCCUUCCGGGCGCGCGAGUGGCCGCGCGGACACCGCCCCACCAACUACGACAAGUGGGCCACCGCCAACAAACCAUAUGAGGUAGAAUGGCAAGCAGAUUACGAGCCGUAUCUAGUGGUCCACCGCUCAGUGCCCAAAUACGACACUCGUUUCUCGGGUUUUGGUUGGAACAAGGUGUCGCACAGCGUGGAGCUGCGCGGGCGCGGGUUCCGCGCGCUGGUGCUGCCCGGCGCCUUCGUGGUGCACACGCCGCACGCGCCGUCGCGCGACAUCAGCGCCUUCCGGAACGACCCGCACUAUCGCAUUUGUCUAGCUCUCCUAAAACAAGAGUUCAUGGAAGACCUAAAGAAAAAGUACAAUGUGUCGCUGGACGAACCUUCGAAGCCAGAGUCAAUUUAUCUAGGACAAGCCAAGAGUCUGUUAUUAAACCAAGCAAAAGAUACCAACGUACAAGUACCACCAAAUCAGGUGUGAAAAAAAUACUGAAAGAAAUAAUUUCAUCAAAACAGCUCACAGUUAAAAAUAAAUCGAUAAGUUUUAAAUCGAUAUAAAUAUCGAUACUUGUCCAAAUGUAAAUCACAUACAUCACAUUGAACACCAGAUGACUAUUUAUAACAGUUUACAUUUUAAUAAUUUAUAGGCACUUUUGUGAAUACAAUAUCUACAUUAUAAGAACGAGUUAUCGAUAAAUUUCAUAUUUUCACAUAAACACAACUUUUUUUGUUUGAUGUACACAUUCCAUGGGUAACAUAUUUUCGCUAUAUGCAAGCACAAGCAUUAUAGAAGAAAUAAGCACGGCAGUUUUAAGUUUUAAAAUAUAAUCUAUUAGUGAGCACAUUUCCUGUUGAUAUCGAUAUUUUUCAACUAUGUACUCCAGAUCAAGGCAACUAAAUAAUAAAAUCUUCAUUAUAAUAAUUUUAAUAGCACAAUGCUCUAUUUGUGUAAUCGAUAAGUACAUAAAUCACGAUUAUUGUUAAUCGAUUAAAACUUUUUUUAUUAUAUUUUAAUAUUACCUCAUCACAAGCAUCGCGCCGUUAGUUUAAGAUAUAUUUUUAUAUAAUCGAUAAUCAUGUUAUUAAUACAAUAUUUUAACAUUCCGUUACAUUUUUUAAAUGAAGUACAUUAUUUUAUAAUAGCCAAUGAUUAGUGUAUCGAUAUAUUUUACAUUCAUAAUCGUAUCCGAACAAAAUGCCGUAUGAAGGUGUAGAAACACGUGUAUUUAUUUUGUGUGAAAUAUUUUAAAGUGGUUUUAGCGAAACGCAUUCAAAAACUACUGCUAAAUCUGGCACUCCGACCUGCUCAGAGCUCAGAGCAGCGCACGCGGCGGCAACCAAAACAAAAUAUUUUGUUCUCAUCGCGCGUUUAUAGUGAAUUCAAAUGCAGAAAGGUCCAUAUAACCCGAUGUAUGCCGGCUUCCCUUUCGUAAUUUACGUAAAAUCUAAUUAUCAUUAAACGAUUUGCAGACCGUAUUUAUUCAUAUUAUUAGUACUUUUAUUUUGUUUUGGGUUCCCUUUGGGAAAAUUUCACCCUUCACCACUGGUGAAUUCAUAAUGUUUAACAAUUUAUUAGCAAAAUAUAUGAUAGACCUGCCAGCCAAUUUUGAGAGCGCCAUUUUUAAAAAAUAUAAAUCUUCAGGCGCUUACGCCGCCGCAGUCGCAACUAGUCGUGCUGUGGCAUAGCCUUUUUAACUAUAGAGCCACAUUCUGUCGCUUUGGUGGUGUGAAAAACAGCCGAAUCUCUUUUAAUUUUUUUGUUUUUAUACCUCUAGUUAAAUAUACCAAAUGCUUUAUAGCAAAAUAUUGUUCUAUUAUGAGAUGUUUUAUCACAAAACACAGCGUUGCUUUUUUAGUAUUAGGUUAAGUAUUUGAAUGUCUCACUGAAUAGCAGUUUUAUAGUUAGGUUAUUUUAAUAUUUUCUUUUGAAAUAUUGCCUUAGCUGGUUUUUCUAAUUAGUAGUUCCUUUUGGAGCCAAAGAAAUUGUAAACGGAAUUAAUUGUCGUCAGUAUUUUAAACUAUUGUUUUUAAUUAUAAGUACAAUUAUUUUAUGUAUGAAAUAUAUAUUUUAUAGAGUAUUUUCAUUUAGCAUAAUUUGGACUAUUGAAACUAUUAAAUACAAUACAAUCUCAAGAAUAAUGUAAAAUUGAUCUGGGUUAUAAAUGUACUCCUAAACAAAAUGUAAUUGGCGUUUAUUCAGGCGUUGUCAGCAAAGCAUGCCAAAUAUGAUAAAUGUAAAACCUAACAUCGAUAAACUCCCUACAAUCGUUAUCGAUAUUACUUCAUAUAGCGAAUCGCAUGUUCAUGUUUUUGUUCAUAGUUUCGCGACGAAACUAUGAACAAAAACAUAAAUAAACAGGGGGCGUAGACAAUACACCUUUCUACAAUCGUUAACCCUAAAGUUAUAUUUGUAGUCUAUCACUAGAUAGACUUAUCGAUAAGAUAUAUCGUUCCCAUACCUUAUUGUUUCCUAUUAGCCGGUAAUUAAUGAGGCUAUGGUUCUAGGUGAAUAUUAAAUUGUAAACUCUUGCAAAUUCUGCUCCAUACCACAGUGUCUUUUUUAUCUCCUGCUGAUUCUAUUUCGAUAUCGAUUGUAGAUAGAGAUCUCUUAACCGAAAUAAUCGCUUUCUUAAUUGUAAACAGACGCAGUUACAAAGUUCUAGAAUGUUAUAAGUAUGAAAGAAAGUGAUAAAUGGAGAGUGAUGUUAAAACUUGUACCUAACGCUCUAAAAUACGAGUAUUUUAUAACGACUAACAUGUUACAUGAAUAAAAAACAUUGUCAUAACA